Messenger RNA from Staurois parvus, 289 nucleotides. The record is from the annotation of a GenBank genome assembly. NCBI's taxonomy places the organism in Eukaryota, Metazoa, Chordata, Amphibia, Anura, Ranidae.
UGUAGUGAAUGCGGGGUCCGGGAUAUAGAGAGCGGAUAUAGUGAAUGCGGGUCCGGGGAGAGCGGAUAUAGUGAAUGCGGGAUAUAGUGAAUGCAGGGUCCGGGGAGACCGGAUAUAGUGAAUGCGGGGUCCGGGGAGAGCCGGAUAUAGUGAAUGUGGGGUCCGGGGAGAGCGGAUAUAGUGAAUGCGGGGUCCGGGGGAGCGGAUAUAGUGAAUGCGGGGUCCGGGGAGAGCGGAUGUAGUGAAUGCGGGGUCCGGGGAGAGCGGAUGUAGUGAAUGCGGGGUCCGG